UACCAUUUUGUUUUCUGAUACAAAUAUCAUUUUAUGGUAUUUGAAUAUGUUGACUGCAUCGUGUUUGUUGUAUUCAGUGUUAUUAUUAUCGAAAACAUGAAAGCGGCUUCAGUUUGCUGUCAAACAGUCAUAUGUUUUUGUAGACGGUGUGGCAAGUUGGUUUAUAUAUAGAAAAAAACAGUAUUAUAUGCAAGAUCUUUUUUCCUCGGUUCCAAUAAUGUCUUCCUCUUCUAAUCCAUCAUCUAAGAAGGCCUCUAAACAUUCUCCCAGGAAUCCAAAGAAAAGUGGAAAACCAUCUAGUGCAAGAAGUGCUGGUCAUAGAAGUGCAGACCAUUCUUCAAGAUCUUCUAAACAUGUUGAUAAUGCUAUCCCAUCUACAAGUGGAGAAGGCACAAGUAAAUCCCUUGGGAAGGAGAUAAGCAUCCGUGUAAUUGAUGAUUGCAAAAAUGUAGAAGAAACAUUUUCUUGUGCCUAUGACUUAUUAAUUAACAAAAUGCCAUACUUCAAAGAUUGCUUGGAUUCUGAACCUGAAGGAGAACUGACGAUAUCUGUUCACUGUGACAUUGUAGUAUUUAGGAAGAUUAUGGACUAUAUUAAUUCAGAUUCAACAUCUGGAACUAAAAAGUUUAAAUUUGAUCCAAAAUAUGCAAUACAUUUACUUGUAUCAGCAGACUUUUUACAAAUGUCAACUUUGGUUGAAGAGUGUUUAAAUUAUUGCCAUAGGCAUAUGAACAGUAUAAUUGAGAAUAAUUGUCCAAUUGGUGCACUAAAUGAUGAUCUCUUAACUAGGCUUGCUUUGUUAUUUAAUCAUCGAGAAGUUGAAUCUUUAAAAGAUCCUAGUGGCAGAAUUAAAGAAAAAUUAUAUAAAAUAUUACUUGAGCGACUGCUGAAGCCUGAUGCUAAACUUCCUAAUCAACGAAUUGUGGCUAAACUUAUGAAAUGUAGUUUAUGUGAUCAAGUAUUUGCUACAAAACUGCAAAUGUUCGUUCCAUGCAAAUCUAAAAAGGCAACUAUUGGUCCUAGAGGUGAACUCAUGUACACUCAUAAAAGAGAUAUGACUUGGAAUCUUGAUAGAUAUCUUGAAGACUUAUUCGUAUCUUUACAGUCAUGGAGAAAGAUAUAUUGGAGGAUUUGGGGUUUAGUUAACAGUUUGCACUGUAUAACUUGCGGCACUAAUUUUUCAUGUUCUGAUUUUACUAAAUGUCCUUAUCACAAAGACUUAAUAACAUUUCCUUCAUCUGAUCAGUCUGAAAAUGUUCAUAAACCUGGUGUCUUUCCAUGCUGCGGCACUAAAGCAUAUAAGUUUGAUCCUAUCGAUCCUUUGUUUCUGUUAUCUGGAUGUACUUAUAGAAAUCACACCGUGAAUGCCACUGAAAGGUCGUCAGAUGUAUUUCAAGACAUGUUGACUUACUUUGAUCUAAUUUGUCUGCCCAAUUCAUCUCAGCCCAUUCCUAAUGAAAAUAUUGGCCUUGAUAGAAUCACACCAUGCCAUAGUGAAAGAGCACUGAUUCAGUGGCUGAAAACCUUAAAGCCUGACAGUGCAGAACUGAAAAAAGUGGGCUCAAAACUCAGCGUUUCUUCUGAUGGCAGUGGGUCUGUUAACAGAUCUGCAGAAAGUCUAGCAGUGGGCAUUACUCGCAAAGAAGAAAAGCAACCCACAGUUUUCACUCCAUUGCUGUCUUCACUAGGGCAAGUUGAGGGAGCUCCAGAUCUGAAGCAAGUAUGGAAACCAGGAGGCUCAUUAUGGCAUAAUCAAGAUGCUGUCAGAGAGCAUGAUGCUCGGCAAAUGGAAUUAUUGAUGAUUGAACUACAGAAAAUUCAAUGCAAUUUCAGAACGCGACAUAGUUCUCCUGGAAAGCCAUAAAGUACUGAUACAUGUGGCUAUGGUUAAAAAAAUCUCUCUCAAUGAAAUGAAUGCAAAGAACAUGUUAUAUUCUAAUUUAAAUAUGUCUAUAUAUGAUUCUGAAUCUUCAUGUUUAUUGAAUUGCAAAUCUAUUACACUUAAUCUUUGUAUGGAAAAACUUGCUUUAAGUGAUGCCCAAUUUGUGCAUUUUGUAGUAUAGUAAAGUUAUUAUUAUGUUGUCAAAAACAUAUUAAUAUUAUGGCAGAAAAAUAUGUUUUCAAAAUUUUAAAUAACUAAAACCUGCAUGUUAACCACUUCACCAAUUAGCCCAAAAGGGACUCAAUGAUUUAAAAAUUGUUGUCAGACAUUAACAACCUUACACAUUUGUUGGGGUCACCCCCAACAGAUACCCUUUACUUUGUGUUUUCCAACCCCCAAAAUUCAGCAAAAAUGAAAAGAGGUGAUUGAUGGCUUGAUUGAUCAUGAUUUCCCCACUCGUACAAAGGUAAGUUUGUUUAAAAAGAAAGAAAUAGAAAUGCACUUCUGGCCUCCAUUUCAGCUGGUAUUGCAAUGAAACUACUUCUAAUUUAAAAACAUUUGUUAAAGGGAUGGUCUUUGUUAAUUUUCAGGUAAGAGACUAGUGAAAACAAAUGAAAUUUUUCUCCCAUAUAGGGAGACAAGUAUGUAGUUUUCUAAAUAGGGUUUUGAUAGUUGGUGAAGGGGAAAAGAUUUAUUUCUAAGGCUGGUUUCAAAUGCAAAAAAAUUUAUCUUUGGAGGAGGAAAGUAAAGCAAAUAUUUGAAUUUUGUAUGAUGGUGAAGUGAAAUAUUUUGUCGUGCUUUAAACCUUGUCUUUAAUUGUGUUAUUUUUCAGUUGUUAACUAUGAGCUUUUAAACUUAGUUCUAAUCAUUUGUCUUUCAAUAUAUUUUAUUUAUAAUUGAAUAAUUGUUUUUUAUUCUACUUCUGUCCUUUUUUUAUAAAAUGUGCGUGUUGUUUUUGUUAUGUAUUUUCUGAAAAAUUGUGUUUUUAUUUAUGAACUCCUUUAAACUACUUAAAAAGAAAACUACUUAAAAUAUUUAUUUUUAAGGAAGAGGGAUUUUGUUUUAUAUUAAUAUUGUUUUAACUUCAUAUGAGAAAUAUGUGAUAUGUUAUUAAAUUUAGCAUUAUAGUAUUUAUGUCAUUAAUCGUGUUUAUUUUAUGACAUCCCCAAAAUGGUUAUGUAUUUCUGUGAGAUGUGAAAGAUAUUUAUUUAUAAUGCAUUACUUUAUUUUGGCUAUUGUGAUAAUUAUUGUAGUACAAAUUUAAACUGACAUAUAAAAAUUAUUCAUAAGAGUACAGUUAUAAAGCAGUAUAUUGUUGCUUAUUUUCAAGACUUUUUAAGAGCUCUAUUAACUUUUUAAAAUAUAUCAGGUAUUAAGAUAAUCAGGCAUAUUAUCUGAAUACCUGACUUUGUACAUUUCUGAAUUAUAUGAUUUUUAAUUAUAAAUUUAAAAAAAAACUGUGGGAAAAUUUCUUUUAAUUUCUAUGUCAGAAAAUUGAAAUGUCUUUUGUAAUUGAAAUUAUUUCAUUUCUCAGCAAUCUUCAUCUAAAAUUAAAAUAAAUAGACAUCAUUAAAGUUGUUCAAAAUAUGCAGAGCAAUGUGUUAAAGGAAACAAGAACUAAAUAAAUUAUAGAUGUGCAAAGUCAAUUUUUUCUAAUUUUUAGAUUUUGAUUUUUGCUAAUUUUUUAUGUGCUGCAGAAAGGAAAAUUUUCUUUUUAAAAUGCAUCUAAUUCUUUUACAUUAAAACUCAUAUCAAUUUUUAUGUCACAUAACCUUUUUCUUUUAUUAUAUUUUACUUUGUAUGUUAACUAACUUGUGGUUUGGCUUACUUUGUUUUUAAUGUGGAAAAAAAAAAACUGUAUUAAAAUACUCUUUUUCUUUUAAUCAAAAUUCCAUCGCUUGAUUCAUGCUUUUUUUUUUUUUUUUUUUUUUUUUUUUUUUUUUUCCAUUUAAUCCAGAACUUCUAAAUUAAAGACUUUGAUUAAAAUAUUAUAAGCUAGGUAAUUAAUUACUCUUUGUUGAUGAAUCAUAUAACCAGUUUAUACUAAUUUAGCAAUUUGUCAUGAAAUGUCAGUUAUCUGUACAACAGGAAGUAUUUUAUAUGUAAGUAUGAUAUAAUGGUGAUUAGUUACAAAACAUGAAAAAUGCUUAGAUUUUUCAUUUCAAUCCUUAUUAAAAAAAUAAGAAAUAUUAAUGUGGGCAAUAUUUUCUCACAUAAAUCAAUUUAUUAGUUAAAAUGCCCAUUUCAUUCUUAUCAGUGCUAAGAGUUCUUAAAAUUGUUUCAAAAUAUUUCAAUAUUAAAACUAUUAUUUUUCAAUAUUUCUAUACUAAAAGGUGUUACAAACACAUAUGUUAAUACUAUAGUGGCUUUUGCUUUAAAAGUUGAAUGAAGUUUUCUUUUAAACCACCACUGUGAAUUUUUAUUACUAUAUUUUAUGAAGUUAUUUAUUUUUUUAGAUUUAAUUUAUUUUAUGUUAUUUCUACAAUAAUUUAUUUAUACUGCAUAUUGCAUUUCAAUCAUUUAUAACAAUCCAUUAAUUGUAACUACAAGUGCAAUUCAUUUAUUUUAUUUACAUUUGUUAUUUUUUUAUACACAAAUAUUAUGAAAUAAAGUUUUUAUUUCGUUA
This is a messenger RNA of Stegodyphus dumicola, 4508 nucleotides long. RefSeq names its product SANT and BTB domain regulator of class switch recombination. NCBI's taxonomy places the organism in Eukaryota, Metazoa, Arthropoda, Arachnida, Araneae, Eresidae. The record is from RefSeq and is a predicted model, not a curated record.